AUGCCUUCAUCCAAGUUUUCUCACAAAUCAAUUCCCGAUCUUACAGGACGAGUAUAUAUUGUCACUGGAGGUAAUGCUGGAAUUGGCAAGGAAACUGUUAUUGGCUUAGCAGCCCGUGGUGCCAAAGUCUAUAUGGGGGCGCGCAGCAAAGACAAGGCGACGGCUGCUAUUCGCGAAAUACAAGAGCAGCUGCCGUCUGCAAAUAUUCAUUUUCUCGACCUCGACCUGUCCAAUUUCCAGAGUGUCAUCGCCGCUGCGAAGAAGAUACGCGAUGAAGAAACUGCACUACAUGGACUCAUUAAUAAUGCCGGUAUUAUGGGUGUGCCUUACUCUUUGACAGUUGAUGGCUACGAGGCUCAAUUCCAGACCAAUUAUUUGUCACAUUGGUUGCUCACGCAUCAUCUGCUCCCUCUUCUUCAAUCUACCGCUCAAUCGAAUCCCGAAGGGGUUGUCCGUUUGGCCAACUUGACGUCGGAUGGACACGCGAUGUUUACUCCGUCGGGUGGAAUCCGGUUCGAAGACACUGGGCUGGAGAAAGAAGCCUCUAUGAUGAGAUACGGCCAGAGCAAACUGGCAAACAUCUUGCAUACAGUGCAGUUGAAUAAUAGAUGCGGCCCUGCCUCUGGGGACUCUCGCAAUGCAGCGAUUUGGUUUGCAGCAGUGCAUCCUGGCCAUAUUGACACUGAUCUGAAUAAACAAGCCACAGGGACAGCACCUAGCGUCGUCUUGCGGACUGCCACUCCCAUCAUGCGCUGUCUCGGGAUCCUCGAUAAGCAAGAGAAGGGCGCCUGGUCCUCACUCUUCGCUAUUGCCAGCAACGACUUCAAGAAGUCAGAUUCGGGGGCUUACGUCGUGCCAUAUGCAAAGAUUGGGACGCCGAGCGAGUAUGCGCGAGACCCCAGCUUGGCUGAGAAGCUGUGGCAGUGGACUGAGUCGGAGCUUCGUGGCAAGGGCUUGCUUGAGGAACUGUGA
Messenger RNA from Trichoderma virens Gv29-8, 972 nucleotides. RefSeq lists its product as uncharacterized. The transcript has 4 exons. Bases 1 to 972 code for a protein of 323 amino acids. Lineage: Eukaryota; Fungi; Ascomycota; Sordariomycetes; Hypocreales; Hypocreaceae. The record is from RefSeq and is a predicted model, not a curated record.